UGACAAUUACUGAUGGUGGCCGGCGUUUCGGCGACAGUCGACUGCCGGAGAUGAAAUGGAGAUCGCCUGCCAUUAGGCCUUAUGUAAGGUCCAAAACGCCUCGGCUCCGGUGGACAACAGAUCUUCACCGUUGCUUCUUGCUUGCAGUUCAACGGCUUGGGGGAGAAGAGAGAGCAACACCAAAGUUAGUGUUACAGCUGAUGAAUGUGAAGGGGCUUACCAUUUCUCAUGUCAAAAGCCACCUUCAGAUGUACAGGAGCAUGAAGCAUGAGCAGAUGAUUCACGCAGAAAAUAAGAAGACGAAGAAUGAAAAGUCGGGAGUGGGAUUGCUACAAGAUUCGUCCUUUGUUACCUCAAGAAGUUAUGGGCAUCAAGAGAAUGAAGUACUUCAACAAGGAAACGAAAGAUGUUCAAAUCUUCACAAUAUGGCAAAGUUUAAUCUUAAUGGUAUUCAUGCGCAAUGGAAUAUCAGAAAGGAAGAAUAUGAAGAGAAAGAUGGAAGGCAGGAUUGUAAUGCAGAAGCAAUUUAUGGUGACAGAGAGCAGCAGACACGUUCCUAUAUCAUCUUCAAUGACCUUUUCAGAAGCAACACUCACCCUGAGAGAAAUGAGAAGAAAGCAGAAAGUGAAGGAGGUGGUGGUAAUGAUCAAAGAUUGGAAGAGGAAGAUUCGAGUGAGAUAGGAGAGAGAGUGGAUGUUGAUGAAGACGACAAAGUGUCUCUGUCAAUGACCUCUAAAGCUUUUCUGCUUCAGCCAUGGCCGAACCAGCUCACCCUGCUUGGUAGUCUUCACGUAAAUGAUGUCUCUCUUGACCUCACACUCUCCUCCUUCAACACUAAUCACUCUUCAUUUGCUUCCUCAAACAAUAACACUACCAACUCCUAAUUCAU
This is a messenger RNA of Prosopis cineraria, 889 nucleotides long. Its product is annotated as myb family transcription factor PHL11-like. The record is from RefSeq and is a predicted model, not a curated record. Gene Ontology annotation, cellular component: nucleus. Gene Ontology annotation, biological process: regulation of DNA-templated transcription; abaxial cell fate specification. The transcript has 6 exons. Lineage: Eukaryota; Viridiplantae; Streptophyta; Magnoliopsida; Fabales; Fabaceae. Gene Ontology annotation, molecular function: transcription cis-regulatory region binding. The coding region runs from base 51 to 884 and encodes 277 amino acids.